UCAGAGGUUGCUCCCUGGAGCCGGAAGCUGGAGGAGACUUGCGUUGCGCUCGGGGAGCUGGGAUCGUGGUGGGCGCAAUGCGGCUGGGCUCUGGGACCUUCGCUGCCUGCUGCGUAGUGGUCGAGGUGCUCGGGGUCGUGCUCUUCCUUCGGGGAUUCUUCCCGGCUCCCGUUCGGUCCUUUUCCGGGACGAAGCACCAAGCAGAGCCCCCAGCGCCCGAACCCUCGGCUGGAUCCACUUCCAACUGGACCAAGCUCCCGCCACCUCUCUUCAGUAAAGUUGUUAUUAUGCUGAUAGACGCCUUGAGAGAUGAUUUUGUAUUUGGCUCAAAGGGUGUGAAAUUUAUGCCCUACACAACUUAUCUCGUGGAAAAAGGAGCAUCUCACAGUUUUGUGGCUGAAGCAAAGCCACCUACUGUUACUAUGCCUCGAAUCAAGGCGUUGAUGACAGGGAGCCUCCCCGGCUUCAUCGAUGUUGUUAGGAACCUCAAUUCUCCUGCACUGCUGGAAGACAACGUGAUCGCACAGGCAAAAGCAGCUGGGAAAAGAAUCAUCUUUUAUGGAGAUGAAACAUGGAUGAAGUUAUUUCCUAAGCAUUUUGUGGAGUAUGAUGGAACAACCUCAUAUUUUGUGUCGGAUUAUACAGAGGUGGAUGAGAAUGUUACAAGGCAUUUGGAUAAAGCAUUAAAAAGAGGGGAUUGGGAUGUGCUAAUCCUCCACUACCUCGGGCUGGACCACAUCGGCCACGUUUCCGGGCCCAGCAGCCCCCUGAUCGGGCGCAAGCUCAACGAGAUGGACAGCAUCCUGAUGAAGAUCCACACCUCGCUGCUGUCAGAGGAGAGAGAGACUCUUUUACCCAAUUUGCUGGUUCUUUGUGGGGAUCACGGCAUGUCUGAAACAGGAAGUCAUGGGGCCUCUUCCAUGGAGGAGGUGAACACCCCUCUGAUCUUAAUCAGUUCUGCAUUUGAAAGGAAACCUGGUGAUGUCAGACGUCCAGAGCACGUCCAGCAGACUGACUUGGCUGCAACACUGGCAAUAGGGCUUGGUCUGCCAAUUCCAAAAAACAGUGUAGGCAGUCUCUUAUUCCCAGCCAUAGAAGGGAAACCAAUGCGAGAACAACUGAGGUUUUUACAUUUAAAUACAGUACAGCUUGCCAAAUUGUUGCAAGAGACUGUACCAUCAUAUAAAAAAGAGCCUGGAUUUGAGCAGUUUAAAAUCUCAGAGAGGUUGCAUGGGAACUGGAUCAGACUGUACUUGGAGGAAAAUAACUCAGAAGUCCUUUUCAACCUGGGAACCAAGGUUCGCAAGCAGUACUUGGAUGCCCUGAAGACCCUGAGCCUGUCCCUGAGCAGACAAGUGGCCCAGUAUGAUGUCUACUCGAUGGCGGUGGGGACCAUCGUGGUUUUGGAGGUUCUCACCCUGCUCCUGCUCAGCACCCCGCAAGCACUGAGCAACAAGGCUGAGCUGGAGGUUCCCCUGUUGUCACCUGUGUUUUCUCUGCUCUUCUAUUUGACAUUCCUGGUUCUUUCGGCCAUUCAUGUCAUCAUGUGCACCUCAGCCGAGAGUUCGUGCUAUUUCUGUAGCCUCUCGUGGCUGACGGCAGGUGGAGUGAUGAUGCUGAUUUCUGCACUGCUCUGCGCUGUCGUAUCUGCUCUUACCAAGGUGUUUGUUGAUGGAAAGCUUCUGAGUAAGAAUGCAGCUCAUUCCAAUGCACGGUGGUCGGAGUUAGAUCUUCUUAUCUUGUUGGGGACCGUGGGCCACGUCCUGAGUCUGGGUGCGAGCAGCUUCAUUGAGGAGGAGCACCAGACCUGGUACUUCCUCGUCAGCACCCUGUGUCUGGCUCUGUGUCACGACAUCUACAGAAACUGCCUUCUGGGAGACGACUGUGAGCUUCAGCGCAGCCUCCACAUGGAGGAAUGCUUUGGCAGUGCCACACCAGCUUUGCAGGACAAGAACGCCGGCUCUGCCGUGCUGGAGCUCAACAGAGGGUGCAAGGGCCACCCUUCCCUGGACGCGCUCAGAGGCUGUGAGAAGUGGAUGGUGCUGGCAAGCCCGUGGGUGAUACUCAUCUGCUGCCGGCUGUUGCGGUCUCUAAACCAGACGGGUGUGCAGUGGGCCCACCGGCCUGACCUGGGGCACUGGCUUGCCAGCUCUGAUCAUAAAACUGCACUCUCUGUUCUGGCUGCCCUCUCCCUUGUCGUGAUUUUCACAUUGGUUCAGAGGAGGUGCUCCCUGGCAUCGAAAGUCGCCAUGGCGCUCGGCCUGCUGGGCGUCUAUUGCUACAGGGCGGCCAUUGGAAAUGUGCUGUUUCCCUGGCAACAAGACAACAAAGACAUUUCAAAGGGUAUUAUUGAAGCUCGUUUUGUUUAUGUCUUUGUCCUUGGCAUUCUGUUCACGGGCACCAAAGACUUGCUUAAAUCUCAAGUCAUUGCUGCAGACUUCACAGUCAAGACUGUGGGUUUGUGGGAGAUAUAUAGUGGACUAGUUCUUCUGGCAGCAUUGCUCUCGAGACCACAUAAUCUUCCCGUCUUAGUGCUGAGCCUCUUGAUUCAGACUCUAAUGGCUAAGUUCGUCUGGAAACCCCUGAGGCAUGACGCAGCCGAGAUCACUGUAAUGCAUUAUUGGUUCGGUCAAGCGUUCUUCUAUUUUCAGGGGAACUCCAACAACAUCGCCACGGUGGACAUCUCGGCGGGCUUUGUGGGCCUGGACGCCUACGUGGAGAUCCCAGCCAUGUUCCUGACGGCAUUUGCGACGUAUGCAGAGCCUGUGCUCUGGGCCAGCCACUUAGUGAGCUUCCUGAGCUCAGAAGCCAGCAGUGGUUCAGCACUGAGUCACGCUUGCCUCUGCUACGCACUGAUUCGUUCUUUUCCAGUCUCCGCAUAUAUCAUUUUGGUGACAUCCCUGCGGUAUCAUUUAUUUAUAUGGAGUGUGUUUUCUCCAAAACUUCUCUAUGAGGGAAUGCAUCUGCUCAUCACAGCUGCUGUCUGCGUGUUCUUCACAGCCAUGGAUCAGACCAACACAAAGUCUUAAGCUAUGCUAUUAAGACACUGGAAAAAUAAUGUAUUUUUAAAGUCUACUGUUUACUUCAAAGAUUUAAAUGCAAGAUCAUUCUACAAAAAAAGAUGUGAAUUCUACCAGGUUGAUGAAUAGCUUCAAUUUCUUUGACUACUGUACUUGAAUUUAGAUUAAAUAGUAAGUAGUUUAAUAAAAGAUCACUUUAAAAUA
Molecule: messenger RNA, 3224 nt
Organism: Diceros bicornis minor
Lineage: Eukaryota; Metazoa; Chordata; Mammalia; Perissodactyla; Rhinocerotidae
Gene: PIGG
Product: phosphatidylinositol glycan anchor biosynthesis class G
Exons: 13
Coding region: 78-3029 (983 amino acids)
Biological process (GO): GPI anchor biosynthetic process
Cellular component (GO): endoplasmic reticulum membrane
Source: RefSeq, a predicted model, not a curated record